AUGACGAUAUUUUCUUCGAAAAAACCUUCAAAUAAUAAUAAAGAUUUAUCAUCGAACUCAACAAAUCAACAACAACAACAAUCAUCAGCGAAUAUUUCUCGCACGCGUAUUUCACGUGAUGACGAUAAUUCGACGAGUAUACAACCGAAUUCAACUGAAGAAUCCAAUCUCGGAUGUGACAACAAUCUUCCGUCAAGUUCAUCAACAACAAACACGAUGUUAACGACAACCGCUGCGCCGACAUCGAAACGUAAAUCUCAUUUUCAUCAUCAGACAACCGUUAAACAAGCUCGACGACGUGGCAGUUCAGUCGGAGAAAAACACAUCCCAAACUCUUCGAUACCCAACGUUGUUUGUAAUAGUCCAUCGUCGAGUUUAACCAAUGAGAAUACCCUGCCGGCAAAUGCUAAUUCAAAUGAGCAUAUUCUAACUCAAGCAUCAACAUCAGCAGCAUCGUUAACAACGGUUAAUAAUGAUGAACAAUGUAACAGUGAAGAUGAAUAUGAACAAACAACUGUUAAAUACGAUAGGAAUAAUCUCAAUGAACUUGAAAUGCGUUUUGCUAGAGCAUUGAAAGAAAAGAAAGGUUUUGUUAUCAAAGCUGUUCAAGAGGAUGGAGCUUGUUUAUUUCGAGCAGUGUCUGAUCAAGUAUUUGGUGAUGAAGAAAUGCACGCAACUGUUCGACGAAAUUGUAUGGACUAUAUUGUGAAAAAUGCCGAUUUUUUUCGUUCGUAUAUCACAGAAGAUUUCGAUCAUUAUGUCACACGGAAACGGCGACAGCAUUGCCAUGGAAAUCAUAUUGAAAUGAUUGCCUUAUCAGAAUUAUACAAUCGACCAAUUGAAGUCUAUGAAUACAGUAUUGAACCAAUUAACAUUGUACAUGGAAUGUAUAAAACCGAUAAUGAGCCUAUUCGUUUAAGCUACCAUUGUGGUGUUCAUUACAAUUCAAUCAUUGAUCCUUGGCGGCCGACUGCUGGUCACGGUCUUGGCUUUCCUGAUCUCGAACCAGGACGGGCUCAAGAAACACUUAUUAGAUCAGCUGUACGCCAAUCCGAAGAAAGUCACAUUGAACGUGCGAUGCUUGACGAUAAGAUAGCAGCUACUGAUUGGGAGGCAACACAAGACGAACUAAUUCAGCAAGUUGCGAGAGAAUCUUAUUUACAAUGGUUAUGUGAUACAAACCAACAACACAAAGAUAACAAGACGAUGCCGUCGUCAAGCUCAUCGCCAAGAUCAACGACAACCUCUGAACGAGCGUCGAAUAACAACCAUGGCUCACCGAGAAACUUGUUGCCGUUGAAGCUCGAUGAACGAAAAGAUUGUGAAUUUGCUUUACCGUUUAAUUAUGAAUGUGAUGCUUCAUCCAAUACUGAUCUUGACGAUGACGAUGACUCCUUAAUGCGACAAGUUCUUGCCAUAUCACAAAUCGAAUACGUUGAAACACUACGAAAACAACAACAACCUCCGAAAUCCGACGAUCCACACGGCCCAUCAUCAUCGUCGGACACACAUCUUUUGUAG
Molecule: messenger RNA, 1521 nt
Organism: Adineta ricciae
Lineage: Eukaryota; Metazoa; Rotifera; Eurotatoria; Adinetida; Adinetidae
Source: the annotation of a GenBank genome assembly